Messenger RNA from Emiliania huxleyi CCMP1516, 423 nucleotides. RefSeq lists its product as hypothetical. Bases 1 to 423 code for a protein of 140 amino acids. The transcript has a single exon. Lineage: Eukaryota; Haptophyta; Isochrysidales; Noelaerhabdaceae. The record is from RefSeq and is a predicted model, not a curated record.
AUGUUGGGACGCUGCACUGCGCUGCCGCGGCUCGCCUCGCAGCGCUCUCAGAGCACCUCCUCCUCCCCGGGCGGGCGGAUGGUCGCCGCCGCUGCGAGCGGCGACUCCGACGCCGCCUUCGCCGCCUUCAAGCGGCAGCAGGAGGAGCUGGCGCUGCGGCGGGACCGGCAGUUCAUCUACUCCGGGCUCCUGCUGGCCGGCAUUGCGCUCUUCUUCUCGGUGCGCCUCUCGCAGCGCGCGCGCAUCCAUGAGGACGAGCGCCACGCCACGCGGCUGCGCAUGUACGCCCAGAUUGAGGAGAGCGACCAGCGGCGCGAGCGCCUCCUCGGCGCUCUGCCCGAGCUCGCGCAGACGGCGGCGCGACUAAAGCCCGAGGCGGCGGCCAGGGUGGCGGCGGAGGUGCGCCACGUGGCGACCAAGUGA